UAAUGAGGUUGAGUUUAGUGUUUGGCUGUAGUCAGUCAGCAGCCCCGUUAGGGGGCGCAGAGGAGCACCUUCGCUUUCCCUUUGUAGGGGACACCUUCAGAGCUGCUGGUGCUUUCCUGGUGAAAUGUGGCUUUGUACAAAUAUAACAAUUGAGUUAACGUUCUGAGUAUUGGGAGGGUAGCUCUCGUGUCGUGAUACGAGUGCCUUCAAGGGCAGCAUUUGGUCAAGAGAAGAUUUCCUUCAGGAGUAGCUGAGGGUGGGAUGUGCCUUGUGGGGGAGGAACUUUGUUGAAGGUUGGAGCAGAAAUUGGGGAAUGAGCAGUGUCUGUGAGCACACGGUUCCCGAGUGACUGAGCCUCCCCCAUGGCUGGGUGCGGGAUGCCCGAGGACCUGGCCACGCUCUCCGAGCUGGACGAGAGCGUUCUCCUGGAGGUGCUGAGCACCAGAUUCCGGCAUGAUCACGUUUAUACUUAUGUUGGAGAUAUUCUCAUAGCCAUCAAUCCGCUCAAGUACUUACCCUUGUAUGAAAAGUCGGAAGCUGAAAAAUACAAAAGCUGUUCAAAAAGCAACCUACCACCUCACAUUUUUGCAGUGGCUGAUCGUGCGUAUCAAUCAAUGUUAGGACGCUUAGCCACUGGCCCCAAGAACCAAUGUAUCGUUAUCAGUGGGGAAAGUGGCGCUGGCAAAACUGAAAGCACCAAGCUCUUACUGCGACAGAUCAUGGAGCUCUGCAAAGGAAAUUCGCAGUUAGAACGGCAGAUUCUUCAGGUGAAUCCACUUCUGGAAGCUUUUGGAAAUGCCCAGACUGUGAUGAAUGAUAAUAGCAGUAGAUUUGGGAAAUACAUUCAACUGCGAUUUCGCAACACUGCAGUGAAAGGUGCUAAAAUCAAUGAAUACCUCUUGGAGAAAUCCCGGGUUGUACAUCAGGAUGAAGGCGAGAGAAACUUUCAUAUAUUCUACUAUAUGUUUGCUGGAAUAUCUGCUGCUGACCAGGAAGUUUAUGGUCUCUUGGACCCAACGUUUUACAGGUACUUAAAUCACAAAUAUGGUGCAGUGGAAACCAUCAAGCAAUGGAGCAAGAAAUAUAAUGAAGUGUGCAAUGCCCUGGAUAUGGUUGGCUUUUUAGAGCAGGAGCAGGUCGACAUGAUGACAAUACUGGCAGGAAUCCUGUCAUUGGGCAAUAUCAUUUAUGAGCCUCAAGAGAAUGGAAUCCUUAAAGUAACAGAUCAGUCAAAGGGAUGGCUGAAAGCUGCAGCAGGUCAGUUUGGUGUUGAGGAGGAAGAACUGUUAAAGUGCUUGAUUUGCACAAUGGCAGUAACUCGAGGCGAAUCCAUUCAACGGUAUCACAGCAAGCAGCAAGCUGAAGAUGCCAGAGACUCUAUUGCUAAAGUUGCUUAUGGCCGAGUGUUUGGUUGGAUAGUCAGCAAAGUCAACCAGCUUCUGGCUCCAAAGGAAGAUGUGUGUACUACAGAACUCCAGGAGAUAGGUAUACUAGAUAUUUUUGGAUUUGAAAACUUUGCAGUGAACCGAUAUGAACAGAUGUGUAUUAACUUGGCAAAUGAACAGCUUCAGUAUUUCUUCAAUCAUCACAUAUUUAUAAUGCAGCAAAAGGAGUACAAGGAAGAAGGACUUGAGUGGGAAACUAUAACUUAUAAGGACAACAAAUCAAUAUUGGAUCUUUUUUUAGCAAGACCCCUUGGUGUGUUUUCUCUGUUGGAUGAACAAAGUGCAUUUCCGCAGGCCACUGACAAGACUUUUGUGGACAAACUAAAUAGCAGUUUCAAAGGGAAUCCACACUUCAAAAUAGAUAGAAGUCGUACUCCAGGAUUUACAGUGAUACAUUAUGCUGGGAAGAUCCAGUACAAUGCAUCUGGGUUUCUGGAGAAAAACAGAGACACCAUCCCAGCAAGUAUUCGAGGGCUGUUCAUUAAUAGUAUAACUCCACUGCUAAGUGUACUUUUUGCAGCUACAGUCUCAAGAACAGGAACCUUAAUGGCUCAGCAAAGACCAAAAAAAACAGAAGACAACUUUAACAGCACCAGGAAACAAUCUGUUGGAGCACAGUUCAAACAUUCUUUAGCAGUGCUGAUGGAGAAAAUGUUUGCAGCAAACCCACAUUUCAUUCGUUGUGUCAAGCCAAACAUCAAUAAGUUGCCUGAUCAUCUGGACAGUAAACUUUUCAUGGAUCAGCUACGAUAUAAUGGAUUAUUGGAAACCAUCCGAAUUCGUAAAGAUGGAUAUUCGUGGAGACCAUUCUUUAAGGAAUUUGCAGAAAGAUAUGGGAUACUGCUUAUUACACCCAAUAUAUCACUUACUAAAGAAAGUUGCUUAGCUAUUCUUCAAACCACAGGCCUGAAGGACUGGAAGUCUGGAAAAUCCCGUUUAUUCUUUAAAUACUGGCAUCAGGAUGAGUUGGCAAAGUGCAUAGAAAAACUUGAAAAGGCGGCAAUAAUUAUCCAGAAAAGCUACAAAAGGUUUCACUGUCAAAGCAAAUAUAAAAUUUUAUUGGCUGAGCUACAAAACCAGCGUCAGUUGGAAUUGGAAAGACAGAUUGAAGAAAGACGGCAAAUGGAAUUGGAACAAGAAAUGGAGAGAAAGAAACAGGAAAUGGAAUGGAAGAAUGAAAGAACAACAACUCCUCCAAUUCCACUCCCAAGGAAGAAGAAGCCUCUCCCACGACCUCGUUCUGUAGCUGUGGAUAAAUUUCGAAAUGCUGUCCAGCCUCCUGUUCCCAGACCCCGGAGUAAGUUGGUGGAGGCAACACCGUUUGAUAAUUCUCGAGACCACAUGAACAGCAGCUGGUCACAGGAACAAGCCGAUAAGGAGCACCAAAUCAACCAGAAAAGAGCCACAAUUCGUUGGUUCAAAGAGACUCAAGCUCGAAAAGUCAUUCAGAAUGGUACUUUCCCAUGCUGGUUCCAUGGGAUGAUUACACGGAGAGAAAGUGAAGAUUUGUUGGCAAACCAGCCUUUAGGCUGCUUCCUUAUUCGUGUCAGUGGAAGUAGAGAAGGAUACACACUGACAUUUCGAGGUAUAGAUCGGUGCCGACACUAUAUGAUUGAAAUGCAACCUAAUGGGAGGUAUGUCAUACUGGGAGAAGAUAAGGCCCACCCAUCACUACCAGACUUAGUGGACUAUUAUAAAACUGUUGGAAUUCAGCCAUUUAUGGAAGUUCUCACUAUGCCUUGUGGUCAAAAAUGUGACCAUGAGACAGAUUAUGAAGAGCUUAGAAACUUUUCAGUGAAAACCAACCCACAAGAAAAAUUAAGUUCUGGUACUGCAGCUGAUGGCUCAACUCAUGACCGAGUGCACAAUGAGCUGUCUAAGCUUUUUGUACCACCUGACUUGCCGUUGUCACUCCAACCUGAAAUGUCUCCGGUGAUGAGAAAGAUCACAGACAGAAAGCUUCAAGCUGCUUCUUCAGGCAGAUCGGCUGCGAUUAAUUCCGAGAAUGGGAUUGAGGAUGAGCACCAAGGAGGCAAACGCACAUUCCCAAGGCUGUACCCUUCAAUACGCUUGGCAAUGAGGGAGAUUCAGCAAGUUCAUGAGCAACAGUCUACACUUCAUGGCCCUAACAGUGGCGAGGAAUUUGUACCAGAGCUCCCUCCCAAGCAGUUUAAGGAGCAUCACAGAACUCCAUUACCAGGAUCAGAACACUACAAUAAGAAAUAAAUGGCUGAAGACUUCGUGUGUGUGUCAGCAUGUGGCCGAAGAGAGAUGAUACUUCUGACGUGCUUAACGCUACAAAAUAAAACCCUUCUAUUUCUCUAAGAUAAUAAGAUAUCUUGACCUAUGUGUGCAGGGUAAAUGUUGUACUGUCUCCAAUGACUAUUUUGCACAAUUUUAUUUUUGAAUAGUUUUUUCACAUUACAAGAUAUUGUCAAUAAUUGCAAAAAAGCUGCCAAUUAUGAAAUGUUUAUAUUUUCACUCCAUUCAUGUUCUGUAAUUAGCUUUUUUUUUGUACACCAGUGAUCUGUUUUCUAAUAUGUAUGCAGGAAAAUAAUUUGUACAACUAUUAAAAAUGAUUGUGAGAAUCAA
Messenger RNA from Chiloscyllium plagiosum (whitespotted bambooshark), 4037 nucleotides. RefSeq names its product un-named sa41569. Gene Ontology annotation, biological process: peptidyl-serine phosphorylation; regulation of actin filament length. Gene Ontology annotation, molecular function: microfilament motor activity; protein serine/threonine kinase activity; protein binding. NCBI's taxonomy places the organism in Eukaryota, Metazoa, Chordata, Chondrichthyes, Orectolobiformes, Hemiscylliidae. Gene Ontology annotation, cellular component: myosin complex. The record is from RefSeq and is a predicted model, not a curated record.